This is a messenger RNA of Musca domestica (house fly), 1755 nucleotides long. RefSeq lists its product as uncharacterized. NCBI's taxonomy places the organism in Eukaryota, Metazoa, Arthropoda, Insecta, Diptera, Muscidae. The transcript has 10 exons. Bases 314 to 1663 code for a protein of 449 amino acids. The record is from RefSeq and is a predicted model, not a curated record.
GUUGUUAAAAAAAAAAUAAUAAUAAAAAAACACAAUUCUAAACGAAGCAGGAGUCUUUAGAAGUCCGUCGAACAAAAAAAGUGAAUUUUUCCCCGAACAUCAUAACACAGUAAUUAAACGUCAAACAAACCAUUCACUGGACACGAUCAGAUAAAUCAAGAAAACUUCUUAACUUUAAGUUCAGUGCAUUUUGAAAAAAGCAAAAAAAAAAAAACAGAAACAGAAACAAAAGAAAAUAAACCCAAAAACCCGAAAAUAAACCACCCCAUUAAGGCAGAAAAACAAAAGACUUAAGCAACAAACCUGCAGCACAAUGCAGAACAGAGUCGACAACAACAACAACAGCAACACAGCGCAGCGAUGGCUAUUGUUGCAGCUGCUUGUGGCCAGCACAAUGCUGGUGAAUACGAUUUCCGCCCAGGACUCCACAGCUUCAACAGAAUUUGCCCCACGUGUAUCGGCCACCUGUAAAGCGGGCACCAUGAACAUCAAAGUGAAAUUGGACGGACCAUAUAGUGGUGCUGUUCAUGCUCGUGAUUAUCGAACACCAGCCUGCAUGGCCAUGGGUGAUGGCUCCGAUUCAGUGGGAUUCAGUCUCAACUUGUUGGCCAAAGAUGGUUCACCGGACUACUGUGGGGUUCUAGUCAGCAACGUGAGUGGACAAAAUCGCACCGAGGAACGGUCCAUUCAACUGGCAGUACGUGUCCACAAGACAUUGGAAUUGGCCGAUGAUAAAUUUUAUGUUAUCACCUGUGGCAAAUCGGGUUUCGGAAGAGACGACAACGCCCAUGUUAUCCUGAAGUUCCUCCAAAAUGAUCGCCGCGUUCGUGAGACAGUCUAUGGUCAUGAAUAUAAAAUCCGUGCUGAAUUCACCAAACCAAAUGGUACCCAUGGUAUUAAGGUUGGCAACUGUAUGGCUUUUGACAAAAAGAACCUCAGUCUUCCCCUGAUCGACGAAAGAGGAUGUCCCCUUGAUGGAGAAAUUAUUUCACGUUUUGUGCCAAGUGCAGAGGGUAACUAUGCUGAGGCUACGCUGAGAUCUAUGUUCAAAUUCCCUGAAGGUUCCGAAGUCCAUUUACAAUGUGAUGUGAUUCAAUGCUAUGGCCCCUGUGUUGAAGAUGAGGACUGCAGUCAAAUUGCGGUGGCUGGUGUGGGUGGGGCUGCUGGUACCAAAGGUGGCAAUCGUAAGGUGCAUCCCAAUGAGGAGGGCUCCAGUAUUGCUGGAACCACCGUUUUCGUGUUAGAUCCUGCCAAGGCGCCCUACACAACCGUCGACUGUGAAGAUGGCAUUCGACCCACUUGGCUGCUCUGGCUGGCCAUUACCCUGGGUGUUCUAUUCCUCAUUAUGUUGUUGAUGAAUAUUUUCCUCUGCACUGCCAUGAGCUGCAGCUGUGCCAAUACGGAGAUAAUCGAAAAAGAGCCCUCCAUUAUUGAAGAAUAUGAUCCCUAUAGAAGUUGGCAUGGUAGCCAGUAUGGUUCAAGAUAUUCGUUGCAUGGACGUGAUGCCCACAAAGGUUAUACCAGCGGCGGUUCGACCAUACAUUCUAAUAGGUCGGCGCCUAUUGAAAGCGAUCACUAUGCCAUUGUUCAUCAACGUCCCGGAACUCGAUUGCCACCCGGUAGUGGUCCAGUGACACGAACACGUGGCCCCCUGCACAGCUAGAGCGGCGCCCGAGAGAGAGCAGUGAUUUAAAAUGAAUUGUCUCCACAAAAUAUAUUUUAUAUUAUUUGUAAAUAACAAUAGUUGAAAAAAAA